Pichia membranifaciens NRRL Y-2026 is the source of this 1059-nucleotide messenger RNA. RefSeq lists its product as hypothetical. The coding region runs from base 1 to 1059 and encodes 352 amino acids. The transcript has a single exon. Gene Ontology annotation, biological process: tricarboxylic acid cycle; carboxylic acid metabolic process. Gene Ontology annotation, cellular component: cytoplasm. NCBI's taxonomy places the organism in Eukaryota, Fungi, Ascomycota, Pichiomycetes, Pichiales, Pichiaceae. The record is from RefSeq and is a predicted model, not a curated record. Gene Ontology annotation, molecular function: L-malate dehydrogenase (NAD+) activity.
AUGCCAAACAAACACAUCAAGGUCACGGUCCUCGGGGCUGCCGGUGGGAUCGGCCAGCCUUUGUCGCUUCUGCUCAAACUCAACCCCCACAUCACCGAGUUGGCCCUCUACGACGUCGUCAACGUCCCCGGGGUAGCUGCAGACCUCCACCACAUCGACACAGACGUGAAGAUCUCGUGCUUCAUGCGUCCGGAGAACAAGGAGGAGGAAAAUAAGCCCUUGCAGGAGGCCGUCAAGAACUCCAACUUUGUCAUAAUACCGGCAGGCAUUCCCCGCAAGCCCGGCAUGACGAGAGGCGACCUCUUCAACAUCAAUGCCUCCAUCUGCGCAGAGUUGGCUACCUUCAUUGCGCUGAACGCCCCAGAGGCAACUGUGUUGGUCAUAUCCAACCCGGUCAACUCCACGGUCGCCGUGUUCAAGGAGAUAUUUGUCAAGCACGGCGUUUUCGACGCCAAGAAGCUAUUCGGUGUCACCGCCCUAGACCAUGUCCGCUCAAACACAUUCUUGUCCGAGUUGAUCGAAGGCACCCUUCCUAAUCACUACGACAUCCCCGUCGUGGGUGGCCAUUCCGGCCACUCCAUCGUGCCUCUCUUCUCCCAGUCAAAGGGCGACGUCUCCUUGAAGAUCCUCAACGACGAAAACAUCCUAGACGCCUUGAUCCACAGAGUCCAGUAUGGCGGUGACGAAGUUGUGGAGGCCAAGCAGGGCAAGGGCUCAAGCACGUUGUCGAUGGCGUACGCCGCCAACAAAUUCUUCAACAUCGUAUUGAACGGCUACCUCAACCUUAAAAUCACAGAACUAGCAAGCUACAUAUAUCUAGACAAUGCCAUUCCAGGUGUCACGGAGUUGAAGAGAGACUUGAAGCCUCUUUUGGACUCCCAGCAUCUGGAAAUGCCCGAGUUUCUGGCAACCCCAAUGACCUACGGCCCAGACGGUGUUGCAGCUGUGAACUACUCCUGGGUCAAGGCCAUGAAUGGCAAGGAACGGGAAAUGUUCUACAUCGCCACAGACUUUAUCAACCAGAACGUCGAAAAGGGUGUCAGCUUUGUUAAGGCAUAG